Messenger RNA from Marchantia polymorpha subsp. ruderalis, 2428 nucleotides. The record is from the annotation of a GenBank genome assembly. NCBI's taxonomy places the organism in Eukaryota, Viridiplantae, Streptophyta, Marchantiopsida, Marchantiales, Marchantiaceae.
GGGAGUGAGUACACUUGGUCGAGGACAGUCGGAGUGGGGGGCCUGUUUGUCCACUUUCCAGGGCGACAUGAAUGUUCGAUCGGAGGGAGGCCUUGCGCCUCUCGAGCGCCACUUCCCAUCUGCCUGCCCCCGGCGUGUUCGACCUCGAUCACACUCUCUGGACUGAUUGAUUACUGGUCUGCGUUCGAGUUAGAUCGGAUGUGACCCGUUCAUUGUGCUGGGAGCUUGGACAGGGCAGGGCAGGGAUUCGCUUGGCUUGGCAGGGCUGCCGCACCACGGCACAUCAUCUGUAGAGACAUGCUUUCGUUCCAUGUUUAGGGGCCAAAGGCUGAGGCAGAGGAGAGGCUGCGCAGGAGGAGGAGGGAGAGAAGUGGAUCUGUUUCUGCUUGGAGUGGCGGGGAGUUUUAUAGGAAUGGCAGCUGCCGCGGGGAGUUUAAUUUGUCGUCUGGGACAGGGGGAGUAAAUAGACAGGGAGCGGGUUUGCUGUGUUUGGAUCGCCGGUGGAGGAUCUUGCGGCAGGCGCUCUGUAAUUCUCUUUUGCUAAUGCGUUUUUGAUACUCUGUAAACUCUGUUUUGUCGAAGAUUCUGCGAUUCACCGUCGAGUCUGCUCUUGGCAGUAUUGAUGAUUGCCGACUGGCAGCGGGACUGCAAGAAUGGCGCAGCGCAGCAGGGUGCUGUGCAAGUACUUCAUGCACGGAGCAUGCUACAAAGGGGAAAGCUGUGAAUUUUCACAUAAUUGGGAUGAUCCUGCAAGCAAUGUCUGCAUUUAUUAUCAGCGGGGUUACUGCUCAUAUGGAAGCAAGUGUAGGUACGAACACGUCAAGGUUCAGAAUCCAAAAGUGGCCUCUGCAAUGGCGAAAGUAUUGAAAGCGGGUACGAUUGCUUCUGCAUCCAGCAGUCCUGCAGGGAGUGCCUCUACUCCCGUCAUCAGCCCUGUAUCAGUAAGGAAAUCCGUAUCUCUUGGUGGUUCAUCAAAGGGGUUAUCAUCAACUUCAAAAGUUUCUCCUGCUGCGAGCACGCCUGUUGCUGCGAGCAACCCGAUUACAAUCAAGAGUCCCAGCGUCAUACCUGCAGGUUUACCGUCACUAGCAAACUCUUACCAUGGCGAAGGUAGCGGGAAGUUCUCUAGCACUAGUUCAUCUCCGUCAUCUAGAUGGCAGAACACACCCAAGACUUUAGACGAUGAACUUUAUUCCAUCGAGCAGGAGAUUGAAGUGGCUAGGCUCUUGCAUGAGGAUGAUCCGGCAGACGAGCCUAUCUGUACACUUGGAUUAACUGGCUCAUGUACUCGUGGGUCUGCAUGCACGCAUGUACAUGGGGACCUCUGUCCCACUUGUGGCAAGAAUUGUCUCCAUCCGUUGAGAGCAGAAGAAAGAGAAGAGCACCUCAGAGUAUGCGCACAGAAUAGGAAGCGAUUGGAAGCCAUGCUUAUAAGCCAAGACAUUGAAUGCGUAGUUUGUCUGGAACGAGUUCUCUCAAAGCCUGCUCUUGCGGAACGCAAAUUUGGAAUUCUUUCAGGCUGCGAUCAUCCAUUCUGUAUAUCAUGUGUACGUUCUUGGCGCAACGGUUCUCAUCCACCGGGAAUGGAUUUGAAAACCAUUAUUCGCGGUUGUCCUGUCUGCCGAACCGUCUCACACUAUGUCAUACCAAGCCUGACAUGGUUUUCAAGUCCAGACGAGAAAGCGGAGAUAGUUAACGGAUACAAGAAGAAACUAAGCUCGUUGGACUGCCGGUAUUUCGACCAAGGAAAUGGUAAUUGUCCCUUCGGUACCAGCUGCUUCUACAAGCAUGCUUACAAAGACGGUCGAUUGGAAGAGAUAAAGCUCCGUCACUUAGGCGCGGCAGAUGGCAGUGCUGUUAUAACAAAAAAUAUUAGGUUGUCUGACUUCAUCGGAAAGUUGGAUCUGGAUCCAAGGAGGAGUGGAUAGGCUCGUAUUGUCCCUUCGAUCAAGAACAAGAAGGCAAAUCCAUGAAAUGGCUGCAAGUGGUACAUAUGGAUGAUCAGUUGACUCCUACUUUAGGAACGAGUCAACGUUAUGCUGCAAUGACAGUCAAAGAAGGGAACCGAUAAAAGGACAAAUUUAGUGUUUGUGCAUUGUGAGGAUUUCUUCUGGACGUCGUUUUGUAGCUCCCAUUUGCUUGUAGGCUUAAAUGGCAAUAGGGAUGCACGUCCAAAAGGACUCUCAAGUAGUAGGUUCAGCGUGCGUCCAAUCUUUCUAUCAAUACCCGCCUAUUUCCCGAUGAUAAUGAAGGGCCAAGAUACAGUUUGUCAUUGGUAUCAGAUGAAGGGAUCAGCCACACAAGUGGGAUUAGUUGCUGCAUGUGCUGAAUUUCAGACUCGCAAUAGAUGUCGUUGGGUAGAAUGAGGCAAGCUGACAAUGUACACGCAUCUUUGAGAAAAUUUGUCCAAAGUAUUACUGUUGAAUCU